This is a messenger RNA of Bipolaris maydis ATCC 48331, 1692 nucleotides long. RefSeq lists its product as uncharacterized. NCBI's taxonomy places the organism in Eukaryota, Fungi, Ascomycota, Dothideomycetes, Pleosporales, Pleosporaceae. The record is from RefSeq and is a predicted model, not a curated record.
AUGGCACAAAGGCCCGUCGUUGAUGUCGACGGUUGUCGCGGACGCGGCCAGGCUGCUACUAUAGCCGUUUUGCCUGCAUCCGGCGCGUGGCACUUGGGCUCGUCGUGCGGUGCGUGCGCGCCCGUGCGGAUCUGGGGAUGGUUCUUCGACUUGGCCUUGGAUGCCACGCUGCUCCGCUUCCAUUCUUCCAUGGAACCGCCGCUAGAAGGCCGGUCGUGCGCCUCGCCUCGAGCGCCCACAAAUACUGACCUGCAUGCCCACACGCGCCGACCAAACUGCCAUGGCGAUGCUCUGGGACCUACUGUACAUAGUAGUACUACGACUGCCACUACCGUGGAGAGAUUGGCUCGUCGGCCACGUUGCCGGCCACAGCUGGCGCAUCUGGUGCGCGUAGUGCGGCGUCUAUGUUUGGAAGGUGCGGCCAAAAGGGCAAACCAAACCUUGUGCCCCCCGUCUGGCCUCGCCCGGCACUAUCGCUCCGUUUCGAGUUGCGGGUUUCGGGAGGCGCGGGCAGGUACAGCAACGACAAACAUGCAGUCCGUGUCUGAAGUUUCUGUCGACUCCCCACUUGGCGGCCGACAAAGACGUGCGCUCGAGUGGGCCAGGGUGCAUCAUCGUGCUGCCGCCCUAGAAGCUUUUCAGCCAAAAGUCGCUGCCUUUGCGCGGGCUGGGAAAAACUCGGCCUCCGAUGUGGACACACGUGCAAGCCCUCUUCCGUCCCGUUUUCGUUGGGCGCGCUGCGACUCAGGCGGCUGCGCACUGAUUGGCCCACAGCCACUGGCGAAAACCGGCCGGGUGCUGUGGCUGUGGAGCUGUGGUUGCUCGCUGCGGUUCGUCCUGGUGCACUCCAAGACAACUACGUCUGCUUGCGUCGCAUCCAUCCCGCUCCGGUGGAGACCAGCUGGAAGCAACAAUGCGCGGGCGCCAUAUUUCAUUUCAGAAUUUUCCCUCGCAAAAACAGGAAGCAAAAAACACAUGCCCUUGCACUUACUCAGGCCCGAAGAAAGCACUCCAUCCGGCCCUGGAGCAAAGCCAACCUCUCUGUCCAUAGUAAACCCACGCGGUGCUCAUGCACUUUCCUAUCUGGGAAGCAGACCCGCCCACGGCAUUGACAGGCAGCCGCUGCUGCCCUGCAUUUGUAUGGUGGCACAGCAAACGGGCGGAGCGGAGUCUAGGCCGAAUACGCCUACACUCCACUCUGCACCUACAGUACCGUACAUACGACAUUCCAUCUACUAUCCGCCCGUGACAUUCACCCGGUGGUUGCUGCACACGGAGAAUUGUUACUGUGAACGAGCAUGUGUGUGCACUCGCGUAGUCUGGAUGGAUGCAGCCCGCCUACUAAAUGCCCCGGGAAAACACUUGCUACCCACCAAUGCCGACCCGCCCCUCACUCGCACCCGGAAUCUUACCUACCACAUCGCGCAAACCAUCAAUCGGAUGACUACUGAUAGUCAGCAACCCCCCACACGCGCAUCCCUCACCACAAACCAAUCUUGCGGCAAAGCGAACCCCUCUUCCUCUGCCGCCCCCUCCCCCCAUGAAAAGAAGCAAAGUAUCGUAGCACCGGCUCAUCGGGAGGGGAAAAAGAACACAGCCAAACCACUCCCUUCCAAGAAUCGAUCGAUCGAUCGAUUGCAUACAUGCAAGCCUGUUCCCAAAACAAAGUCUCAACACAUCAAAACGAAAUAA